AUGGGAGAAGAUAAUCAACCCACGAAUGUGUUAAAGCCAGAGGUAGAUUGGAACCAAGUAGAAGACGAACUCGCACUUGCCAAUUCUAAGGCUUUAAAUGCCAUAUUCAAUGGAGUUGACAGGAACUUCUUUAGGCUGGUGAACACAUGUGAAGUGGCCAAAGAUAUAGAUAAUGCUUCGAGUGCACUGGGAGGAAAGAUUCCUGAAGAAAAACUAGUGAGGAAAAUGCUCAGGUCUCUUCCCAAAAGGUUUGACAUGAAGGUGAAGGCUAUUGAUGAAGAUCAAGACAUCAAUCAAAUGAAGCUGAAUGAUCUAAUAGGAUCUCUUCAGACGUUUGAAUUAAGCAUUAAUGAUAGAUCGAAAAAGAAGAACAAAAACAUAGCCUUUGCUACUGACACUGAAGUUAGAUUGAAAGAAUGUGACCUGGACUCAGAAGAGCUAUGUUGCACCAAUGUUGAGAAGGAAGAACAACUAAGGACUAUCACUAAAAUGGAAGAAGAUAUUAGAUCCCUACAAUGUGAGCUGAAUAAAGUUCAAGAAUUUAUCCGAGUACAUAACAGUGGGCUCAUCUCCCGGGAAGAAACUGUUCGAGAAGAAACAAUGAUAUCUAACAUGAGCAGCCUAGGGCUGAAUGAAGAAGACAAGCCAUCUCGGGACUCCGGUCAUUCCGAGACUAGCUCUACGAUGUCACAUCAAAUGUCUCAACAUCCAAGCGAAGGAGCUGUCAUAAAGUCGGUGGACAACAAGGCCUGGAGAGCCGUGGAAAACGGAUGGAAACAUCCUGAGAAGGUUUCAAUUGUUAAAAGAAGAAGCUACGAAACCAUGGAAAAUCCGCAGGAAAUUCCAAUGCAAAUUCCGCAGAAGCUGUGUAUCAAGAAUGAUGAAGUCUGCAAACAAGUGGAGAAGCAAAAGAUAACCGUUAGGGAGCUGGAAACUGAGAAGAAUAAACAUCUUGCAACCAUAGACUCUCUAAAUAGUGAAAUGAGCAUGUUGAACUAUAAACUUGAUCAAAUGACUAAAUCCUUCAGAAUGCUGAAUAAUGGAACUGACACUCUGGAAGAAAUUCUGGCGUUUGGGCAGGAAGCACGAGAUAUGUUUGGGGCAGGAUUUGUGGCUAAAGCGGAAUUCACUUCUGGGACCAGGAGAUCAAAACCUGAAGCUUGCAUGAAAAACCAGAUGACAGCACCAAUGUCACAACAUCGAGGAAACAAAAGAAGGAGCCAUACAAAGAAGAAAUUCCAAAGAUGGAGGUGUCACCACUUUAGAAGAUUUGGUCACAUAAAGCCAUUCUGUUUCAGACUAGUUGGAUAUCCAAACCAAACACAUCAAGCCAAACCUAAACAUGAUUCUCUUAACAGGAAGCAACUUCGGGUGGCUAAGAAUGUUGCUCUAGUAGCACACACUUCUCUAAGAAUGCCUGCCAAGGAAGACUGGUACCUUGACAGUGGUUGCUCAAAUCAUAUGAUUGGAAGAAAGAACUUACUAGUAGACAUCAAAUUUGAUGGAACCAGUUAUGGGACUCUUGGUGAUGGAGAAAUAGGAGAAGUCAAAGGUGUUGGCAAGUCAGAAUGUCCUGGUUCUCCUAAUCUGAAUAGUAUCUUACUUGUACAAAGACUGACUGCAAAUCUUAUAAGUAUCAGCCAACUGUGUGAUGAAGGGUUCGAUGUCAGGUUCACUAAAUAA
Messenger RNA from Vicia villosa (hairy vetch), 1683 nucleotides. RefSeq lists its product as uncharacterized. NCBI's taxonomy places the organism in Eukaryota, Viridiplantae, Streptophyta, Magnoliopsida, Fabales, Fabaceae. The record is from RefSeq and is a predicted model, not a curated record. The coding region runs from base 1 to 1683 and encodes 560 amino acids. The transcript has 6 exons.